This is a messenger RNA of Ipomoea triloba (trilobed morning glory), 1559 nucleotides long. RefSeq names its product pentatricopeptide repeat-containing protein At3g56030, mitochondrial-like. The transcript is spliced from 2 exons. Bases 108 to 1115 code for a protein of 335 amino acids. Gene Ontology annotation, molecular function: protein binding. The record is from RefSeq and is a predicted model, not a curated record. Lineage: Eukaryota; Viridiplantae; Streptophyta; Magnoliopsida; Solanales; Convolvulaceae.
GUAAUGGGCUAAAUUCAUUUGGGCCCAAAAUAUAUAAUGCUCUAUGCUCCUCCGUAUCUGAACUCCUUUUGAAUUCUCGAUCUCUUCUCCCCUAAACCCUGUUAAAAAUGCUCUCUCUGCGUUCGCUUCUCUGUAAAACCCCAAAAUCAUCACCAUUUCUGUGUGCUUUCUCUACCCAAAGCUCAACCGAUGCCAGCGCAGCGCCGGAGACUCUGACGACGUCGAGAUACGAUGAGCUGAUUAAUAAAGCCGGCCGGAAUGGGGACUUCGACGCCGUCCAAUCCCUCCUCGAGCAGCGGGGGAAACACGGCUUAUUCUGCACCAACUACACCUUCAAGUUCAUCUCCCGCGACAUCUCUAAGCUCGACGAUCUCCUUGCGGCGCUAUCUCGCAUCGACCAGCGCUUCGCCAGGAAGAGCGCGCACGACUGCCUCGUGGCUCGCCUCUCGAAGCUUCGCCACUUGCCGCACGCGCUGCGCGUGGCCGAGAUCGUGGUGCGCGAGGGCUACGGCUCCAACGCCGUCACUUUCCACCCUAUACUCAACGAGCUCACCAAGAUGAGGAAAUUCAAGGAGGCGUGGCGCGUGGUGGAGGCGAUGAAGGACUUGAAAGUCCGCCCGGAUCUCACCGCCUACAACUAUAUUCUCACCGGCUAUUGCUACGUCCGCGAUCUAAGCUCAGCCGCCGGAGUUCUCACCAAUUUGGAGAAUGAGAAGCUGGGAGCGGACACUAGGACGUACGACGCGCUGGUUUUGGGCGCGUGCAGGGACGGAAAACCAGACGCAGCGCUGAGGCUGCUGAUUAGAAUGGAGGACGAGGGGAUUUCGCCGUUGUAUUCAACACACGCGCACAUUAUCGGAUCAAUGGUGAGGCUAGGUUUUCAUGCGCAGGCGCUGGAGUUUGUAAUGACCUGUUCUGGAAGAGACUUGAAAUUAGAUUACGAGAAUUUCGGGACAUUGGCGACGAAAUUGAUUUACAGGAAGAGAUUUGAAGAUGCCAAAGUAGUUGUAAAAGAGAUGAAGCAAAGAGGAAUAGAAAUGGGGGAGAAAUUGAAGGAGUUUUAUGAUAUGCACGCCAUAGAUGAGCAUGAUGCAGCAGCUGGAAAGACUGAGUAAAUUUUAACUUGGAUCUUCUCUGCAUUUGCCAUUUGGAGGAGAAAGAAAAAUUUUCUGCUAAAAGGCAUUCUUCUUUUAGGGUUAGCUCAAGUGGUCGAUCAUCUGACUUGAAGUCAAACACUCCAGCAACAGUAUUUUGGAGCUAAGACUCCAAGUUGGUGGAAUUGUGGUGAUGGAUCAAUCAACAAUAGGGAUUGCUUUGGUGACUUGUGAUUUACCAAAAAAAAAAAAAGAAUGAAAAACCUUGAUUUAUGUUAUUGAUGUUCUAUUUCGAAAGCUCAUAACAUAAGACAUAUACACAUGCACUAGAGUCUACAGUGCACUAUGAACCUUGAGUCUACCGUGCACUAUGAACCUUGAUUCAUUGCGUAAGGAUUGCUCAAUGACCCAAUCUAUCUACCAACUCACCCAUCAUUAUUUUUACUUUUGCAAAAUAUUUGAUUC